CAAUGGAGCUUCUUGAGGAAGACCUUACAUGUCCAAUUUGUUGUAGCUUGUUCGAUGAUCCACGUGCCCUGCCAUGUUCACACAACUUCUGUAAGAAAUGUUUGGAAGGCAUCCUAGAGGGAAAUGCCCGGAAUGUGAUUUGGAGGCAGUCUCUCUUCAAAUGUCCCACCUGCAGGAAGGAAACUCCAGUUACAGGAGUCAACAACCUGCAGGUCAACUAUUCCCUAAAAGGUAUUGUGGAGAAGUAUAACAAAAUUAAAGUAACCACAAAAAUGCCGGUGUGCAAAGUGCACAGCGGCCAGCCCCUCAACAUUUUCUGCCAGACAGACACACAGUUGAUAUGUGGGAUCUGUGCAACUCGAGGAGAUCAUAUAAAGCAUGUGUUUUGCUCCAUCGAAGAUGCUUACUUUCAGGAGAAACGAGCUUUUGAGACACUGUUCCAGGGGUUUGAAAUAUGGCAUUGUGGGGAUGCCCUUUCUCGACUGGACACACUGGAAACGAGUAAGAGGAAAGCCCUCCAGAUGCUGACCAAAGACUAUGACAGGGUCAAAGAGUUUUUUGAGAAGUUACAAUAUACGCUGGAGCAAAAGAAGAAUGAGAUUCUUUCAGACUUUGAGACAAUGAAGCUUGCUGUCAUGCAGGCUUAUGACCCAGAAAUCAACAAGUUGAACACUAUCAUACGAGAGCAACGGAUGGCUUUCAACAUCGCAGAAGCCUUUAAGGAUGUGUCAGAACCCAUUGUGUUUUUGCAGCAGAUGCAGGAGUUUCGAGAGAAAAUCAAAGUGAUCAAGGAAACCAGAUUGCCUUGCCCUACUGUAGACAUCAACUCCACCAUGAAGGACUUUGAUACUAGCCAGUGGGAGCAAUUUAAGCUAGCAGAUGUGGACAAGCUGUCUUUACCUCAGGAGAAAACCAGUUUGAUUCCUCUGCUCUUCUCUCGCAAGUUUAUUGUUGCCACUUUUCUUUGCUUGCUUAUCCUUGCUACCACCCGGAUGCCGUUUAUGGACUCUCUAGGUGAUACUCUCCUGCACUGGAAAGCUCUUAUCUCUGCAUUUGGCUCAGGGUAUCUGGUAGACGUAGCAGAGAUAGCAGAUCAUGCUGUGUUCUACUGGGAGAAAAUGACGGAUGGGGCUUCUGUUAUGAGUGAAAAAUGUGUAAACUACACCCUUGUGAUGUUGGGUAACGUUGCUCAGUUUGUCUGCAAAUAUAAACUUUUGUAGCUACCAUUAGUGCACAGGAAACCUGAACUGAAAGAAGUAAUUCUUUUGGAGUGUUGUCUUUUUUUCUUUAAACCCAAGUACACUGGAUAUUGAUAAACUGGAGCAGAUUUUUCAA
Euleptes europaea (tarantolino) is the source of this 1335-nucleotide messenger RNA. RefSeq names its product tripartite motif containing 13 (gene TRIM13). The coding region runs from base 3 to 1220 and encodes 405 amino acids. NCBI's taxonomy places the organism in Eukaryota, Metazoa, Chordata, Lepidosauria, Squamata, Sphaerodactylidae. The record is from RefSeq and is a predicted model, not a curated record. The transcript has a single exon. Gene Ontology annotation, biological process: positive regulation of canonical NF-kappaB signal transduction; innate immune response; positive regulation of macroautophagy. Gene Ontology annotation, molecular function: zinc ion binding.